This is a messenger RNA of Rhinocladiella mackenziei CBS 650.93, 282 nucleotides long. RefSeq lists its product as uncharacterized. The coding region runs from base 1 to 282 and encodes 93 amino acids. The transcript has a single exon. The record is from RefSeq and is a predicted model, not a curated record. Lineage: Eukaryota; Fungi; Ascomycota; Eurotiomycetes; Chaetothyriales; Herpotrichiellaceae.
AUGGCUUGGAAAGAAGAAUCCUUCUACACUUACAUCAAAAAGCAAUUUGGCGCUCGUAUACAAAGGCUAAAGCAAAUUCACAGAGGGAUAAAUCUUGCAGUGCAGGCUGCACAAGCCAGAGAUGAGACACUGGAGCCAAAGCAUUCUCGGACAUUGAUUUCAAAGCCAUUACUGGCUUUCACCAGUCUGGACCUUCAGCACUUUGCAGACGCCAAAAAGGAGUUUGCUCAUGUAGUUGCGGCGGAGGAGAUGAUUGUUCGGCAAGCAACAAUCCUGUCGUAA